UUUAUUUGAUGUAAGAUUGUCAGUGAUAUUCGUAAGAUUAAAAAUAAAUACGAAAUAAUGACGUUUGGAGGUUGAUUUUUAAAAAAAAUACUUCGAAAUUAUCCGAAUAAUGGCAGAAUCUGUGAAUCCUAUUCAGGGUUUUCAUCAACUGAGUGUUACAAUCGAAUGUGCACAUUUACGUGAACGCAACAGUUUUUUAAAACCAAAUCCAUAUGUGGAAUUAUCAAUCGAUGAUCGAAGUCCUCGUAAAACUGAGUUUGUAAAAAAUACAUAUCAACCAAAGUGGAAUGAAGUGUUUACAGUACUAGUGACCCCACAUUCAACAUUACAUUUUCGUGUACUAGACCAUAGUUCAUUUCGAAAAGAUGCACUUUUAGGAGAGAAAAAAUUAGGUUUAUUUCAAUUAUUAACGCACUAUAAUGGCAAAUGUGAGAAUUUAGAAUUAAAUUUAGAUUUAUUAAGUGUUGACUGUCCGCAUCAACCUAAAGUUGGUGAGUUAACAGCAGUUUUAAAUGGAUUACAAAUAGAUUUAUCAACUAUACACCCACCAAAUUCAACAAACCAUGUCAAUAAUAGUACAGAGCCACAUACACCCCAAAGUAGGAGUGUCUUAAAUGGGGGAAUACGAGCACGAAUGCGAUACCAUACAGAAGGAUCACAGACCCAAUUAUUAACACCACAGCCUACAAUGCAACAUCGUUCUUUACAAAAUUCACAAAGCAUAUCUACAUUAACAAAUGGUACAAGUCCUCCACCAGGACCUCCUCCUAGUCAUGUUAUGAAUGGUUCAGCUAGCACAUCGGAUCCAUCGAGAUCUCAAACAGAAUUAGCUCAAGCUACACCACCUGAAGAACCUUUACCGAUGGGCUGGGAAAUGAGAGUUGAUGGAUAUGGAAGACGCUAUUAUGUGGAUCAUAACACAAGGUCAACUUCAUGGGAACGUCCUCAAGCUUUGCCACCGGGAUGGGAAGUACGACGAGAUCCAAGAGGUCGUAUUUAUUAUGUAGAUCAUAAUACACGAACAACUACAUGGCAACGACCCAACACCGAACGCUUACAACAUUUUCAACAGUGGCAAGGUGAACGUGCGCAUGUUAUUCAACAAGGAAAUCAACGAUUUUUAUAUCCACAACAACCAGCUCCUCCUGCAAUACUUCCAGUUCCAGGUGCCGCAGCAAUUCCUAGCAGCUCAACAAUGUCAUCGGUUGCUGUGCCGGAAGAAGACGAUGGUCUAGGACCUUUACCUGCUGGUUGGGAAAUGCGUAUGCAACCUGAAGGACGACCGUAUUUUGUUAAUCAUAAAAAUCGGACCACACAAUGGGAAGAUCCACGAACACAAGGACAAGAAUUGGGUCAAGAAGAGUUACCAUUACCUCCCGGUUGGGAAAUACGUUUAACUGAAGAAGGAAUUACAUAUUUUGUUGAUCAUAAUACAAAAACAACGACAUUUGACGAUCCUAGACCAGGUGCACCCAAAGGCCAAAAAGGAGUUUAUGGUGUACCGAAAGCGUAUGAGCGUUCAUUCCGUUGGAAAUUAAGUCAAUUUAGAUAUUUAUGCCAAAGUAAUGCAUUACCAAGUCACAUUAAAAUUACAAUUACACGACAAACAUUAUUUGAAGAUUCAUAUCAUCAAGUAAUGCGAUUGCCACCGUAUGAGCUACGAAGACGACUCUACAUUAUAUUCCGUGGGGAGGAAGGUUUAGAUUAUGGUGGUGUAUCCCGUGAAUGGUUCUUCUUAUUAUCACAUGAAGUUUUAAAUCCAAUGUAUUGUUUAUUCGAGUAUGCAAAUAAAAACAAUUAUAGUUUACAAAUCAAUCCAGCAUCGUACGUAAAUCCAGAUCAUUUAAUUUACUUCAAAUUCAUUGGACGUUUCAUAGCAAUGGCGUUAUAUCAUGGACGAUUUAUUUACUCUGGUUUUACAAUGCCAUUUUAUAAAAGAAUGUUAAAUAAAAAAUUAAUUAUGAAAGAUAUUGAAUCCAUCGAUCCAGAAUUUUAUAAUUCAUUAGUAUGGAUUAAAGACAAUAAUAUUGACGAUUGUGGAUUAGAAUUAUAUUAUAGUGUAGAUUUUGAAGUGUUGGGACAAGUUAUUCAUCAUGAGUUAAAAGAAGGUGGUGAUAAAGUUCGUGUUACUGAGACCAAUAAAGAGGAAUAUUUACAUAUGAUGACUGAUUGGCGUAUGACACGGGGCAUUGAAGAACAAACCAAAGCAUUUUUAGAAGGUUUUAAUGAAGUUGUACCAUUAGAAUGGCUCAAAUAUUUUGAUGAACGUGAAUUAGAAUUGAUGUUGUGUGGUAUGCAAGAAAUUGAUGUUGACGAUUGGCAAAGAAAUUCUAUUUAUAGACAUUAUACAAGAAGUAGUAAACAAGUUGUUUGGUUCUGGCAGUUUGUGCGGCAAACCGAUAAUGAAAAACGUGCCCGUUUGCUACAAUUUGUUACGGGAACAUGCCGAGUGCCUGUUGGUGGUUUUGCUGAAUUAAUGGGUAGUAAUGGACCACAACGAUUUUGUAUUGAAAAGGUUGGUAAGGACACUUGGUUACCAAGAUCACAUACAUGUUUCAAUCGUUUAGAUUUACCACCGUAUAAAAGCUACGACCAAAUGGUUGAAAAAUUAAAUUAUGCAAUUGAAGAGACUGAAGGCUUUGGUCAAGAAUAAAAAUAAUUAACUGUAACGUUAAUUGAUCUUACAAGAUAUCAAAUCAAUUGACUAUUGAAUUGACAAAAGAUGAAAUGAAGUAAAAAAUAUAAAUGACCACACAAAUACAACGAUUGAACAUCAUCGCAUUUAAUAAAU
Molecule: messenger RNA, 2791 nt
Organism: Chrysoperla carnea
Lineage: Eukaryota; Metazoa; Arthropoda; Insecta; Neuroptera; Chrysopidae
Gene: Su(dx)
Product: E3 ubiquitin-protein ligase Su(dx)
Exons: 4
Coding region: 110-2653 (847 amino acids)
Biological process (GO): ubiquitin-dependent protein catabolic process
Molecular function (GO): protein binding; ubiquitin protein ligase activity
Source: RefSeq, a predicted model, not a curated record